Amblyraja radiata (thorny skate) is the source of this 7049-nucleotide messenger RNA. It is a transcript of the gene otud4, whose product is annotated as OTU deubiquitinase 4. Gene Ontology annotation, molecular function: cysteine-type deubiquitinase activity; K63-linked deubiquitinase activity. Lineage: Eukaryota; Metazoa; Chordata; Chondrichthyes; Rajiformes; Rajidae. The record is from RefSeq and is a predicted model, not a curated record. The transcript is spliced from 18 exons. The coding region runs from base 275 to 3910 and encodes 1211 amino acids. Gene Ontology annotation, biological process: regulation of protein K48-linked deubiquitination; negative regulation of interleukin-1-mediated signaling pathway; protein deubiquitination.
CCUUCCUCAUCAUAAUCGAGGUCUAGUCCUCCCCUUCAUCCGCGGAGCUCCUGUGCAAUGCCCGCUGGCUCCUGUAGUCCAUCAGCAGCCGAGGACUGUGCACCAGAGUUGUCUGAUAGACUACAUUGUCCUGAAUCCACCGCGCCGCACAGAUGAGGGCAGUGACGCAGGGUGUUCUGCCAGGACAAUCGAUCUUGUGCGCUGGAAGUUUGCCCUGGAGCGCGCGGCGGGGGGAGGACACGUUCCAGCUUCGUUAGAGGAAGCGCCCGGUCAAAUGCAACCAUUAGUUUGCCUUCAAAACGCCAGGCUGCCACUUGAAAUGGAUAGAGACGGCGCUGCUGGUCAAGGCGAAGACUGCGAGGCCGUGGAGCGCAGUAACCCAUCCAGUCCCGGCGAAGUCCUACUGGAUGCAUUCUUGAAGAACCAGGGUCUUUAUCGAAAGAGAAUUGCCAAGGAUGGCUCUUGCCUUUUUAGAGCUGUUGCUGAACAGGUCUUCCAUACGCAAUCUGAACAUCUUGAAGUGCGAGGAGCUUGUGUUUCUUACCUGAGGAGGAACCAAGAACAAUUUGAAGCGUUCAUUGAAGGAUCAUUUGAUGAAUAUUUGAAGCAACUUGAGAAGCCACAGGAAUGGGUUGGACAAGUAGAAAUCAGUGCGCUAUCACUCAUGUACAAGCGGGAUUUUAUAAUUUACCAGGAACCAAAUAGACCUCCUGCCCGAGUUACUGAAAAUGGAUUUCCGGACACGGUCUCGUUAUGCUUUUCAAAUGGAAACCAUUAUGACAGUGUCUAUCCUCGGAAAUUUGUAGAUGCUGCAGCUCUUUGCCAAUCCAUUCUCUAUGAAAUGCUAUACCAGGAUGUACUAAAAAUUGAUGUUGAGCCCGUGAUAUCAGCACUGGAUGCAAACGGCAAAACAAAUGAGCAUGUCGAUUCCAGUGAAGAUUCUGAUUCUGGCGCCGAAAUGGAAUUGCAUCGGGGCAAAGCUGCCGAUGAGAGUGACAUGAGUGGAUUCAAGUCCCAGUCGUGUAAUAAAGUCCGAAAGAAGCAACGAAAGAAAAGUGAAAAUGCAGCUCAGAAUCCCUUUCCUGGCGAGGUCCUCCGAGCGUUCAACCCGAAUGUUUACAGAAAUAUUGAGUACGAAGUUUGGCAGAAAUCAAAGCAAGCGCAGCAGGAAAGGGAUUACUCUAUUGCUGCUGGCAUGCAGUACGUUGUUGGGGAUAAAUGCAAGGUCUGUUUGGAUAAUGGUAAAUACUACAGUGCACACAUUCAGGCAAUCAGCCCUGACAAUGGACCAGUUGACGUCUACAUAGAAGAACUAGGAGAAAAACACAGUGCCCUUCUUCAGGACCUUCGGCCACUUACUCAAGGCUCUCAAAGGGCAACCUGGAGCAGAGCGCAAGGAAAAAGAGCCAAGAAGCCAACGAAUGUCAAUUCUGAGGCUGACUUCAGGGGAGUGAAGAAUUCGAGCAGUUUUGUAAGUAGGCCGAACCGCUUCCAUUCAAGUUUACCACCACGUCUGCAUCCAGCCAGACAGCUAAACUCUACACUGCAGAAUCCAGAACAACAGCCCAAGGUGCCAUCGCCAGAGUACUUAGAGCGAGUGGAGGACUUCCCACAACUCUCAAAAAAAUAUGAUCGAAGGCUAGAAUCUAAUCAGACAAAAGUAGCAAAUAAAGACGUUAGUCCAUCAGUCAAGGUUGAUCCAGGGCCAAAUGAAGCGCAAGUGUCAACUAAUACCACCCCGCGAGUGGAGAAAUCUCUACCUGCUUUGGAUAACCCAUUGGAGAAGACCUCUUCUCACACCAGGACGGAACAGGUAGAUCCGAUUCUCCAGGUGGAUCUCCAAACACAAUCAUCAUCUUCUUCUCCAACAUCAGAAAAUCCACCUGUGGUUCCAGUACAUCUGCCAAGUCCACCAGCUGGGAAUUCAUCACAGACGACCAUUCCACCUGUAACUCCAUCAUCUGUAGUGACCACCGGUCCAGCAGUAUCACAGGUUCCAAUGUCCUCGGUCCUAAUGAAGCCACUCUGUGCUCCUUUCCCCGGACCUAAUCUGCCACUCAUGUCGGCACCUCAGCUUCCAAUCCCAUAUGAUCUGUUGUACCCUGGAUUUGCCCUGAAUGAAAGGGGAGAGUGCCCCACCAGUGCACCAAUGCAUUCAUAUGACAAAAGUGGAGCAGAUCUUCCAGAGGAUAAAAGCAUCCUGCGCUUUUUCUACAACCUUGGUGUUAAGGCUUACAGUUUACCAUUGUGGCCACCAUAUUCGUAUCUACAUCCACUGACCCAGGCUUAUUUGAAAAAUUGUGGAAUGUACCCUGGUUGUCGUGCUCCAAUAUUCCCUGCAAAUCCUCAGUUCCAGGCAAUGGCUGGGCGUGUGCAGAAUGAGAAUGUAGGAGGUCCAUUGCAAACAUCAAAUCCUCAGUUCCAGGCAAUGGCUGGGCGUGUGCAGAAUGAGAAUGUAGGAGGUCCAUUGCAAACAUCAAAUCCUCAGUUCCAGGCAAUGGCUGGGCGUGUGCAGAAUGACAAUGUUGGAGCCCCGCUGCAAACAGCAAAUCCUCAGGAAAUCAACGCUCUUCCACAGUCAGACGUUGGUGAUGACAGCAACCAUUCAUUAUCACCGCAAUCAACUACUAGACAACUGCCUCACAAAAAUAAAUCUGUUCCAGUAUCGGCAAACCCUGGACUACCCCCUCAACAUUUUAAUCCUCAUUUCCCAAGUCAUUUUCCUCACUUUUUAUCAGAUGGAGCACAGCUUUCUGGGUGGGCAGCACCUCCACCCUCGAGUUUAAUUACCCAGAACCCGUACAUGCAUGCUUUCAGUUUUCAUCCUAUGUUCAUGACUGCACCGGGACAAGUAUACCCAAUACAAAUAAAUGGAGGGACCUCUGCCUGCAUGGUUGAUCAGAAGAUCGGUGCACCAGAUCAAUGUGCACAGAUAUCUGAUAAUGCUGCAAGCCCCAAAUUAGAAGAAGCUGAGAGGCCACCACUAGAGUUCAGCCAGGCUGGAGAGUGUAGGCUUUCUCAGGUUGAGUCUUUCAAAGAUCCUCGACUAGUUACUGAGACUGUUGGUAGCGUCGUAGACUUGUCUCCCUCUGGUUCUGAGCAGCAAUCAGCUCCUGGCCCCCAGGAAGAAUGUGUAAAUCAAAACCCAGUCCUUGGAGAAAUGAAACCAGAGAAAGCAAGCUUAAUUUCUUCUGCAGGGCUUUACAGUGAAGAUACAAGGAAUAUUCAGCCACAAGAUUGUGCAAGUCAUUCAGAAAUUGAUAGUCAGUUCUCAGAGGCAAAAUCCAACAGCGAUUUAGCUUCUCAAAGCGUUGAAGAAUCAAAAGUUGAUACUGUUAAACAAUCUGUAGCAGACACCUCCACAAAUCAGAAAUCCAGGAAUAAUUAUAAAACACCCGACACCUUGUGCAACAAACAUGCACAAAUUCACAAACGAACAAGAGGGAUGAACUACAACAUAAAGGAUAGCCCUUCAGAAAAGAAUGCACUUCGAGGCACUCCAUACAUCCAUAGGAAAGGAGAAAGGGAAAUGAACAGGAAAGAUAAAUCAGGCAAGCAGUGGCCAAGAGAUACAAGUCACUUACAUGAUAGCAAUAUUGACAGGACCAGUCAAGCAGUCUCAAAAGGAGAGAGCCAACCACCUACUAAAGACCGAUUUGUAGAGCAUAUUUGUUUGGGUGGGCAAGAAAACCUACGGAUAAAAGUAGAAAACCCAAGGCACUAUAUGAGUGAGAACGCACCAUGCGAAGAAACUUAUCUUGUCAAUAGGAGUGAUGGUGAUGCAAAACAGUUUCAGAAUCAAGUGGUUGUGGAAGAUACCAGUGGUAUAACGCAUGAAGGAAAACGCAGUAGUUCUAGAAAACAGAAAUAUAAAGAUAGUGGGAAGUCUAAUACUUAUACAAGAAAAUGAUACAAGAUAUAAUUACUAAUUUAACAUUGCGAUAACUGGAAAGGUUUUUGAGGGGAUUUAACAAAUUUAUGUUCUUAAGGGUCAGAGGGAGAGCACUCUGAAAAAAUGUAUUCCAUUUUAGUACCACGCCUGUCUUUACCCUGCAUAUUGGUCUUGUAUCUAAUUGCUAUUUGAAAUUCAUGUGAAAUGUUUAUUCAUUACUCUUUCAGCAGUCGCUGCUCUUAAUCUUUUGAUCAUUUUGUCGCAGUUUAAAUCUGUGUCCUUGUUACCGAUUCAUUUCCUGUAGAAACUGAUAUGAAAUACUUCAUGAUUUUGAACACAGUACCUCGAUUAGAUUUCCCAUAUUGUAAGCAAAUGAGCACUGAGGCUCCACGAGGGUCUGUACCGAAGAUGCAACUGUUACAAUAUAAAUUAAUGCCUGAUCAUACUAUAUAGUGCCAAGUGCACAAGGAUGGCAAUAAGAAGUUUGUAAUAUUGUAAGUAGAAUUAAUAUAGUUAUGGCAUAAAAUUACAAAGAUCGGGUAUCAGAUAGAUUUCAACCCAAAAGAAAAAUAAUCUGUAUUGUCUCAGAAUAGGUUAGGAUUUAAAUGAUUUGGAGAUUUAUGUAUUAGUAAAAUGUAGCAGUAAUAUUUUCUCACAUUAGGUGAUGUUUCUCACAUAAGUAAUGUUUUCUCACAUUUGGGAUGGAAUAUACAUUUUGAAUGUCACUGUUGAAUAUUCCCAUCACGUAUUUUCCAAGGAUAGAAGGGUCUCAUUUGAGUGUGGCACAGGGUUCACUAGUAAAUUGAGGAGUACAAAGGUUGGAUUAAAUUAAGUGAUCACAUUAACCAUUGUUUCCAGGUAUGGGUUCCAAGAUUUUAUAAUUAAGAUCUUAAAAUAAGAUUGAUAGAUUUGAUCGAAACAUUUUGAUGGAUGGGUGUAGGGUGAGGUGUUAAAUCAAACAGCAGGACAUUGAGGGUAUACAUUAAAUAUACCUAGGAGUGUGUGGAAAUCGUCCACAAUAAGCCAUAUGCCAACACCAUUAGUAAUUGAGGCUGAGAUGAUUUUUAUCUUCAUCUUAACUAGAUAUUGUGUGAAGGCCUAUUACGCUUAUUUCAUGUUUCCCAGCCUUAUCUGCUCUCAGGAUUUGGGACAUUAAGCAAAUCAUGAUCUGCCCUCUAGAAAGUCUGAAAAAAGGUCCUGAACGGAAACAUCAUCUAUCCAUUUUCUCCAGUGAUGCUGCCUGGCCUCCUGAGUUGCUCCAGCACUUUCUAUCUGUAUUUAAUAGAAUUACUUACCUCUUGAGAUUAACCUUCCACUACUUAUGGUUCCGUUGAUUUUCCUUAGCCAUUGUUUUGAAGCUAAGACCUCAUGAACUAUAAACCUUUGUUCUUUUCCCAUCUUCGCACCAUAAAAGUGUAGUAGUUUUUUAACUUUCCCCAUAAUUGGAGGAUUUUUGUGCCCGUUGUACAGAAUUCUGCAUGCAACCUUUUCCAAUGGUUGUAUUAAUGCUUUUUGCCAAAUCAUCUUUUCAGCACUACCUUGUGCCUUUACAUUGGGAUGCCAAAGUCUACCUCAGUUAACUUAGUAUUGCUUAAUGGCGCAUAUUUCCCUGACAAUUAUUGAUCACUGUCUUGACCUAACAGCCUACAAAUGUUAUGGUAUUCCUGUCAAACAUGAACCCCCCCCGCCCCAGUUUUACCAACUGUUUCUUAAAUACACGAGUACAUCUACCAUAUUUAACUGGACUGAAGAAGGGUCCUGACCUAAAAUAUCACCAAUCCAUAUUCUCCACAGAUGUUGCCUGACCAUCGUUACCCCAGCAUUUUGUCCUUUACUACCUUCAUCAGUUAUUUCAGCCUCAGUUUAAGGGACAGAUGUGACAUGAAACACAUGAUUAAGGUAAUUAAAAUACAGAUUUUGUCUUUUACACAACACAUGCCCCAGUGACGUUUGCUGUUAUUUUUGUUGCGAUUCUCAAGCCUCAUGGUGGCAAGGUUUUUAUAAAUUUGGGUAGUCAGCCAUUUGUUGUGAAGUGUUCAUUCUCUGACGCUUUACAAUCGAUGUGAAAGUUAAAACCUUCAAAUGACCUUCAAUCACAGAGUCAGUUCAGGAAUGAAAAGUUAAAACAUUUACACUAGAUUGUAAAGCAAAUAUUUGCAGGGAAAGAUUUCAAUCACAGAACAUUGUAUUUUAUGAGUUCACCGUGAGCUAGCAGUAAUCUCCAUCUCACAACACUACAAAAGGAGACUAGGUUCCUUUUACAAGUGUCUUUGGCCCAGUGAUGAAUUUUAAUUAUUUGUUUUAUGGGUACUGGGCUAUGUGGUUGUAAUUAUAUUCAAUGUAUAGGCACUAACCCAGUCUGCAUAUUUAAACAAUCAAAUAUAUAUCAUAGGUUGCCAUUUUCUCCUUUAUACCUUUGCUGUACUGCCCCACGGGCAAGGUACAAUCAUGCACCUUCGAGAACAUCUUAAUUAUUCAACUGUGGCACACUUUGGCCCUGCAUCAUCCUCUAAAUAUUAUCAUUCUGCAAUUUGUAGUAAUUUGUUCUUUAUAUUUCUAAGUGACUGUACCUUAAUUAAGGCUAUUUUAAAUAUGACUAAAUUUGUCUGUGCAUUUCCAAAACCAGAAUUUUUAAUUUGUUCUAUAAUUGCAUAGCAUUACAAUGAAUGUUCUAUUUUUUAAUGACAGAAGAUGCUAACAUAGUUACUGUAAAUUUUUGGCAGGGAUUAAAUUGCACUGGCAAUAAUACAUGGUGAAAAUAUAUACCGAUGGGAGUCUUGUUUCAAUUAUGAUAACUAUUACUUUUAUUGUGGGAACACAUCCAAAUUAUACACUUCUGGGCACAAUGACAGACUUGUGGACAGUAUAUGCAUGACUUAUUUCAGUUUGGCAUAGAUAUAAACAAAAACAAACUUUUAUCCUUUAUUUAUUGACCAGUUUUCAGUUGGAGAUGUGUUAGCUUCAUAAUACCUAACCAUGAUACAUUGUUUGCUAUGAAAUGCAAAAGGGAAUAUAAUAUAUUCCAGAUUGGAUUUUUUGUAUAUUUCAAACCAUAUUUUGAAUGUGCAAUUGUGUAAAUACUUCAUUUUGUAUUCUUGAUGUGUGAAGAAUUUGAAACUAGUGCCUUGCAUAAUAAAAUAUCUGCCUUGUAACAAUA